GGUCGUGUCGUUCGCGCGUCGCGUACGCCAGCAGGAGUUUGUAAUCGGCAGUAAUCGCGUAAACAGCGUGUGCUCCGUAUCUACACGCGCCAACCGAACGCCAAAAAUCCUCACAUGGCAUUUCAGGAUUAAGGAUAUUCGUGCCAGUAGUGUUUUCUUUCAUGUCAAUAUUUAGAAUAUACUUUAAGUUCACAUUAAGCAUAAAUCAUAACCUGCAAAAGAUUUUUCUACUGUUUUGAUAAGAUUUGUGCGGUGUUUUUGUGCAAAGUGAAGUGUUGAGUGAAAAUGAAAAGAAUGGCGGAUAUGCAGACACAUUUUCCACCGACGACUUAUUCGUCGUCGUUCUUUUUGAAUUCUAUCGCCAAUGAAGAGGAACAGGACAAACAAUCGAAAAGCAGUAAAAACCAAGGAGGCAAUCACGCCGACGAUGCGGACGGCCCCCAAUUGCUGGACUGCUUCAUAAAAACAUUCGUGUCAACAAGAAGCACAUCCAACAAAGAUUCCAAUCCAAAUUCCAACUCGACAUCGAAGAAUUCAUCGAAUUUCUCGCCGACAACGAACAACGACAAGGCUACCGAAAAGGAGCUGAACGAUGUGGACGCGUGGAAAUCGCGCCAUCAGAACAAAUCCCGUGGCAGCAGCGCUUUCAAACGCUGGAGGAAGACAAACCUGAAGACUCAGAAUCAAAUUAAAGAAGUUUCCGCGCCGAACGUUAACGGCAAGGGGAAAGAGGACGAGAUGUCGCUGCUCAAAUUCUUAGCAAUUAAUGCGUUAGACUUGAGUGCUCCCGCAAGCGAUGUCCUUCUCAAGAGCCGCAGUUCAAACUGGUUCCAAUUAUCGGGACAUCCAGAUAGUCUUGCGCCUGCAGGUCCUGGAACAGUCUGGAAAAGCGGUCUGGCAGUCAAGACGCCAGAACGCAUCGUGUACGAAGCAGUUUCGGAAGACGCCUUUGUUAAUGACAUUAUCCCGAAAUACUACCGCGAGGUGGAAUACCAAGGCGAGAAGUUUAUCGAAUUGCAAGACCUUUUACAUGGGUUUAAGGAUCCUUACGUGAUUGACAUCAAAAUGGGAACGAGAACCUUCCUGGAAAGCGAAGUGAGCAAAACCACAGCACGUUCAGACCUCUACCAGAAAAUGAUUGCUAUUGAUCCUACUGCACCUACGCCCGAAGAACACGCUGAGGGAGCUGUUACUAAACUGAGGUACAUGCAGUUUAGGGAACAGCAGAGUUCAUCCUGCAAUCAUGGGUUCCGCAUCGAAGCAAUGAAGUGCCGUGGUUCCGCUCCUGUGACUGAUCUUAAAAAAGUUAAAUCCACGGAACAAGUGGUCAACACCCUGGAUAUGUUCCUGAACGGUCGACCGGACGUCAAACAGCGGCUGGUAAAUCGACUGCAGGAAAUGCGCUCAAAGAUUGAACAAUCGGAGUACUUCAAAAGGCAUGAAGUCAUCGGCAGCAGUUUAUUCAUCAUCUAUGAUAACAAUAAAGUGGGAGCAUGGCUCAUCGAUUUUGCGAAAACUCUUCCACUGCCUGCUGGUAUGACUGUCACGCAUAGAGACGAGUGGCAGCAGGGAAAUCAUGAAGAAGGAUUGCUCUACGGAUUCGAUCAACUGAUUAGUAUUAUCGAUGGACUUCAAUCGAGUAAGUGCGGUAGCGAUCGCAUUAGGAAAACCCUCAACGCCGUCACAUUGAAAACGUAGAAGACUGCGUUAGAAUAAAUAAAAUUAAUAAGAUUCUAGUCAUGAGCGUUGCUUACUUGCAAACGAAACAAAGAAUGAACCGAGAAAAUCGACGAAAUCGGCAAUUAACUUCUAAGAUGUAUCAUAAUUGUUUAAUUCUCAAGUAUUACCAAUGAACUUAACGAACUUUUUUAUGAGAAUGCUAUGUAUCUAGUCAAUUACUUACUUUACUUAGUUGUUAGAACUUAUUUAUGACAACGAAUUGGUGUCAAUCAGAACGAUGGUUAAUUUUGCGACAUUGAUGUACGAUUUUGUACUUUUUAUAAGCGUGGUCCCUAAGGGAUUAUUUUCUAUAGGAUUUUAUUCGAAACACCGUCACGAGAAUGGCUUUAUAUGUAAAUAAUAUCGUUGUACUUAUUGUAUGAUUGACUUGGAUAUUGAUCUAUAAAUUAUUUUUUGUAAUAAUAAGCUAUACACAAGUGA
Dalotia coriaria is the source of this 2160-nucleotide messenger RNA. Its product is annotated as inositol-trisphosphate 3-kinase homolog. Gene Ontology annotation, cellular component: nucleus; cytoplasm. Gene Ontology annotation, biological process: inositol phosphate biosynthetic process. Gene Ontology annotation, molecular function: inositol tetrakisphosphate kinase activity; inositol-1,4,5-trisphosphate 3-kinase activity. NCBI's taxonomy places the organism in Eukaryota, Metazoa, Arthropoda, Insecta, Coleoptera, Staphylinidae. The record is from RefSeq and is a predicted model, not a curated record.